Molecule: messenger RNA, 351 nt
Organism: Knipowitschia caucasica
Lineage: Eukaryota; Metazoa; Chordata; Actinopteri; Gobiiformes; Gobiidae
Source: the annotation of a GenBank genome assembly
AUGCUGAGUCCGACUGCAGAAGGAAGGGAGCGCAUUCUCCUGUUUAAGACCAGAGGAAGUCCUCAGAGACCAGAGGAAGUCCUCAGAGACCAGAGGAAGACCUCACAGAGCAGAGGAAGUCCUCACAGAGCAGAGGAAGUCCUCACAGACCAGAGGAAGUCCUCACAGAGCAGAGGAAGUCCUCACAGAGCAGAGGAAGUCCUCACAGAGCAGAGGAAGUCCUCACAGAACAGAGGAAGUCCUCAGAGACCAGAGGAAGUCAAACAUCUCUGUGGUCUUCACCUCAGUGUUGUGUUCUCUGAGGAUGAGUCUGUGAGUGUCUUCGUCAGCUCAAAGAGGUCAAAGUGUUAA